Molecule: messenger RNA, 3540 nt
Organism: Debaryomyces hansenii CBS767
Lineage: Eukaryota; Fungi; Ascomycota; Pichiomycetes; Serinales; Debaryomycetaceae
Exons: 1
Coding region: 1-3540 (1179 amino acids)
Source: RefSeq, a predicted model, not a curated record
AUGUCGGAAACUCAGUCUGAUCCGAUAGAUGUUUCGAAGUUUAAGAAUGGAGAUGAUGUUCAUUUUGAUUAUAACAGUACUACCAACGACCAAACGAUAAAUUCAACGAAUGUACAGAAGAAGAAAAAGAAGAAGAAGAGUAAGAACAAGCAUAAAGGAUCGCCAAAUGUGGAAGCGACAUUGAAUGAUCCAGAUGUAGAGUAUCCAACGUCUAGAGUGAUAAAACAAGCUCCUAAUGGAGACGUAAUAAUUGAAAGUUUGGAUGAGCCUUCAGAUGCACAUACCAAAUCUGUGACGGCGAAUAUAUGGGAUAAUGCUACAUUAGAAGAACAAGAGAACUUGAAGGCAUUCUGGGAGUCGUUGGAUGAAGCGCAAAAAAUUGAGUUGGUGAAAAUUGACAAGAAAUCUAUAAUGGAUAUAUUCAAGAAUGAAAGUAAGACAGUCAACACACUGAAUAACCAUCAAAAUAAUAGCAAUACUCAAGGAGGUCUGACGAGUACUAGUGGUGGAGCGCUCAAUGGAUCUAGCACCAAUGUGAAUAUACCGGGCGCCCCAUCUAAUUCAUCAAAUGGCGCAUGUACUUGUUCUUAUUGUGGCCGUAAAAAUAAUUUUAUCGAAGACGAAUUGGAGAAUAUAUACGAUAAUCAUUUUGAUGAUAUUAUAGAUUUCAUUCAUGAAGUUCGAGAUAUAAACGAUCUUAAUGCAUUACCUGGCCUUUUGUUUGGCGGAUUUCAUAUGUUGGAGGAAGAACAUAAACUUCAAAAACGACAACAAAAGUAUAAAUAUAAACAAGAACGAGAUGCCCACCAUGAUCACCAUAAUCAUGAACCGGGACAUAUAUGCAGUGAUACAGGUUCAAGUGGUGAUUAUGAUGGAUCAACCCAACAAGACCAACAACACCAAUAUGAACAUGAAAUCGAACAUGCCUUUCAAGAGGAUGAACAUGAAGACGAAUGUGGACACAAGAAUGAUCACAGUCAUAGUCAUAGUCAUAGCCAUACUGAGAACCAUAAUCAUAGUCAUAGUUACGACCCUAAUCAUAAUCAUAGUCAUAGUCAUUUUCAGUAUGAUCAAAUAGAAGAAUUGAACAAUGAAGAUGAACUCUCUCAGGAGGCAGUUUUACAGAAGUCUCUUGAUGAUGAAUUAAAUAAGGAAUUAGGUGACGAAUCAAAUAAUAAUCAGCUGUCCAUAGCGACCAAAGAGCAGAGAGUGUUUCACAAGCUUCUCGAUCCUAAGUUAUUUGAAGCUUUAGAGAACCUUGACUUUGAAAAAAUGAAAGAUACGCCUGCAAAUAAUCAUCUGGCACAUAUACUUGAAAAGGCUGGAUCUCUAAGAGAUAUCAUUAGAGACUUACAUAAAGCUGAUAAGGUUGAAUUAGAGAAAGGAAUGGCUUUCUUACAAAAUAUGGGAAAAAUAUUUUCUAGCGACAUGAGCAAUGCGAUGAAUCAUGAUACGUUGAAUGAUCAAAUAUCUAAUGGACUUUCAAGUUUUGCUGAGGACUUAUUGAAAAAUGACGGUAAUUCCUUUAUUGAUAUGAUGGAGUCACUCUCUGAAUCAAGAACAGCAAGAGAAGACUUAUUGAAGGAGAAAUUCGAUAAAGAGCCCUCGGCUGCCUGGAUUGAUGAAGAUGAUCAUACUAAAUCAGAUACUGAUAUAUCAAUUCCUAAACCUGACCUUCACCAAGUUCAAGAAUUAGAAGAAGAACUAAAUGAUGAAUAUGACGAGGUGGACGAAGAUGAUGAUGAAGGAGAAGAAGAAGGAGAAGAAGAAGAAGAAGAAUUAGAUGAUGAAGAAUUUGAGGAAGAUGAAGAAGAGGAUGCUAGUGAUACUGAGUCUGAAAUUUCUGAGGAAGAAAAGAUGCAGGAGAUUCGCCGGUUAUUCUUAAUACAAGUCAUUAAAUUAUUUCAAGAAAGGCUCAAGAACGCAUAUAAAGAAAAGCUUUCACAAGAUAGAACGAGAACAUUGAUUGAAGAAUUAGAAGCUGAAGAAAAUGCGAAAAAAGAGCGGGAAAUGAAAAAGUUGAGACAGAAGGAAAAAGCUAAAGAGAAGAAAAGGCUUCAGCAAUUAGCGAAAGAAGAGGAGAGACGAAAGAAAGAAGAAGAACAAAAAGCAAAAGAAGAAGAGUUGAAGCAAAAGCAAGAAGCUUUAAGAGCAGAACAAAGGCGUAAAAAAGAAGAAGCAAAGCAAAAACGAGAAGAAGAGAAAAGAAAGAGAAUUGAGGAAUUGAAAAGGAAAGAAUUAGAGCAUCAAAAGAGAUUAGAAGCUCAGCGUAAAAAGGAAGAAGAAACUAAGAAACUUAAGGACGAAAAAAAGAAGAAGAUCGAAGAAGAACGUAAGCAGAAGGAAGAAGAAAAGAGGCAAAAAGAGCUACAGAAGAAAUUGGUUGAAGAAGAACGUUCGAAAUCGGCGAAAAAACAAGAUCAUAAAGAGACAGGAAGUUCAGAAGAUAUAAGUCAAUUGUCUAGAGACCUUGAAAAUGCAAGAUUAGGUCAAAAUUUUAACAUUCCAUCGCCAGUGGUUCCUGACACAUUAUUAGCGCAACCCCAGGAACCAAGGGUCAAAUCCCCUACGAAGAAUCAUAUAUUGGAUCAAUUGUACCUUGCUAAGCCAAGAUCAUUAUCAAAUUCAACAAACUCCACACCUCAAAUCAAUAAUGUUACACCUGGAUAUAUCCCAGAUCUUUCUUCAAAUAGCAUGUUGCCUUCAGUUUUAUCACCCUCUGGCCAUAAUAUUUUACCAAAUAAUGGUAAUGUGAACAAUCAAGCAGUUCCUUCCCCUUGGUCAUCCCAAGCUUUCAAUGCAAACACUCAAGCUCCACCAGUAUAUCAGCCACAACUUUCUUCCAAUGCGUUUAGUCCAUUUAACAGUUCAUUGAGUCAAAACUCGCUUUCCUCGAAUGCAAAUGAAAAUCUUAAUACGAAUCCCUUAAAUACAACUGGUUUUAACGAGCCAUUUGCAACAGCUGCUCAGCCUUCAAGUGUCUGGAAUCCUGGUGCUACAUCUAGAAACAAUUCUAUAUGGAGCAAUUCUCCAAACGUUGCUUCAAAUUCGACCUUGUGGGGCAAUUCUGUCCCAGCACCUCCAGUUGGAGCAGCAGUAGGAGGCAAUCCGAACAGUUUAGACAGUGAUCUAAUUCAAGCUGCUGCAUACCAAGCAUUCCAGUUCUUACAGAAUUCAAAUCAAUUAGAAUUUGGUGUGGCUCCUAGUUUGAAAUUGUUUCAGACAGCCAAAACGAUUCUUUCAAACCAGGGUCUUACACUCAACCAAUUUCUAACCUCGUGUAGAAAUACUGGCUCAUUAUCUGGAUACGGAUUUGAUUUUAUAUACGACGACUUCGGAACAGUAACACAUAUCAAAGCAUCAUCAACUAAUAUACCUCAGCAACCUCCACAUAACAAUGUCAAUACCCAAUCCAUUAAUAGCUUGGGACUAGGGAAUGCCGCAGUCAAUGACAAUGAAUCUUCUUUAUUGAAUACAUUGAGCGAUAUCAAUAAUAAUCCUAAUUCAUUUUCAAAUGGAGUACGUGGAUUAUGGAAUUGA